Epinephelus lanceolatus (giant grouper) is the source of this 6076-nucleotide messenger RNA. It is a transcript of the gene col5a2b, whose product is annotated as collagen, type V, alpha 2b. Gene Ontology annotation, molecular function: extracellular matrix structural constituent; protein binding. NCBI's taxonomy places the organism in Eukaryota, Metazoa, Chordata, Actinopteri, Perciformes, Serranidae. Gene Ontology annotation, cellular component: extracellular matrix. The record is from RefSeq and is a predicted model, not a curated record.
GAGAGUGAGAGAAGGGAGGGGGGUAAAGAGGGAGCUUGUUUCAGUUUGCAGUAAUCGCUCAUCCAGGAGCCUGUUCCACUCAGGGAUAUUUGGAUUUUUCAGUCUGGAUGCUGUAGCUCGGGGCUGGACUCUCUCUUUCUCUCUUCCUGACUUCCUCGUGCGUCUAGCAGCGGCUCUGUGUGAGGACGCUGCAUGUCUGGCACGCAGACAUGGGCCCCUCGUUAUGCUCUAGGAUUACUGUGUGCCUGGUUGUCACCUUGGCUCAGGUGAUCGCUGUGACCUGCCAAGAAGAUACCAAGAAAGAUACCUGCACAGAAAAUGGAAUAGUCUAUGCUCACAAUGACAUGUGGAACCCUGAGCCGUGUCGGAUCUGUGUGUGCGAUAAGGGGACUGCUGUGUGUGAAAAUGUGGUUUGUGAGGACCUCGGCAACUGCAAGGACACUGUGACCCCAGAGGGCGAGUGUUGCCCUGUAUGCUUGAGUGCAGACACAACAUCACUUCCAAGUGCAGACCCCACAACCGCUGCAGAUGAGAAAAAAGGGGACAGCUGCACGGUCGAUGGGGAGGUUUACAAGCACAACGACAUCUGGAAACCAGAGCCUUGUCGCGUGUGUGUUUGUGACAACGGUGUCUCCAUCUGUGACGAGGUGCAGUGUGAGCUGCUGCCAAACUGCGAGAAGGUCGUCACACCUGAGGGGGAGUGCUGUCCUGUGUGCGACACCUUUGCCAGUGCCAGCAGGAUGAUAGAAAUUAUGGGAUUCAAGGGACAGAAAGGUGAACCAGGUGAUAUCCCUUAUGUGGUGGGGCUCCCUGGACCUUCAGGACCCCAGGGUCCUCCAGGAGCUCAGGGACACACCGGACCAAGAGGCUUUAAAGGCAGACGGGGAUUCCCAGGGCCUCCAGGAUUUGAUGGGGAGCCCGGUGUGCCAGGAAAUCCAGGAGAGCCUGGAGCCCCAGGACAACCCUCACACCCUGGGGGCAACCUGGUGUCACAGAUGUCUGCAGGUUUUGGUGAGAAGUCUAGUAUGGCUGGGAUGGUAUCAGGAUCAAGGGGUGAGGCAGGACCACGAGGACCUCCAGGACAGCCUGGGCCACAGGGCCCAAGUGGUGGUCAGGGAAUUCCAGGAGAGGCUGGAGAAACAGGACAAAUGGGUGAGCCGGGUCACCGCGGACCAGACGGGCCACCAGGAAAAGCUGGACCUGAUGGAGAACCUGGACCUGCAGGCGCUCCAGGAGAGCCAGGAUUUCCAGGAUCUGUGGGUGCAAGAGGAUUCCCAGGACUUCCAGGUCAUCCAGGACUGAAAGGUCACAAGGGAAUGUCUGGUCUUGUUGGGCCAAGAGGUGAGACUGGAGCGGUUGGAACCAAGGGUAAAUCUGGUACUCCGGGUGGAAUGGGUGCUCCAGGCCCACAGGGACCAGCGGGCAUGCAGGGAGAAAGAGGCAGAGCCGGACCAACUGGUCCUGUGGGAAAACGGGGUGCAGCUGGCCAUGUUGGCAAACCAGGUCCUCUGGGUCCAAUGGGAAUCCUUGGAGUGGCAGGUUUUCCCGGUAACCCAGGAAUGAAGGGUGAAGCAGGACCGACAGGUGUCAGAGGAAGUCCAGGACAACAGGGACCCAGAGGGGACGCCGGUCACGUAGGACCAGCUGGACCAACAGGAAAGCAGGGUGCUGAAGGACCUGAUGGAAUUCCAGGUGCUCGCGGCCAAGCUGGUAUUGCAGGUGUCCAGGGUCCAUCAGGGCUGUUGGGUCCAUCUGGUCCCCCUGGCCCUCAGGGAACUACAGGAGCACCAGGACCAAAGGGCCAACUGGGUGAAGUUGGAGUGCCUGGAUUCAAAGGAGAAGCUGGAGCCAAGGGAGAAAGAGGAGACCAUGGUAUUCCAGGUCCACUGGGCCCAAUGGGAGAGGACGGAAAGCGUGGACCCAGAGGUGAUGGUGGAUCUAUCGGGCCACCAGGACCUCCAGGAGAGACAGGAGCCCCCGGAAAUAGAGGUUUCCCAGGUGCAGAUGGUUUGCCAGGCCCUAAGGGAGCCCAGGGUGAACGAGGACUGCCAGGGUUACCUGGUGCCAAAGGUUUAGAUGGAGAUAUAGGACGUAAUGGAGAGUCAGGUUUAACAGGAGCUCGGGGUCUGACAGGACUUAUUGGUGCCCAGGGAUCAGAGGGAAAGCAAGGACCACAAGGCUCAGCAGGAGAUGAUGGUAAACCAGGCCCAUCUGGUUCUACUGGAAACCGAGGUGCAGGUGGACCGAUGGGUCUGCCAGGACCAAAAGGCUUUGCUGGUGAUGCUGGAAAGAUUGGAGAGGCUGGCAGCUCCGGGCCUCCAGGUCAAAGGGGUGUGCAUGGAAAAGACGGAGAGGAGGGCGCUGCUGGUCCAGCCGGCCCCGCUGGUCCUGCAGGAAAGAGAGGAGAGCAGGGACCACAGGGACUGCAUGGUUUCCAGGGUUUGCCCGGAACUCCAGGACCACCUGGAGAGCCAGGAAAACCAGGUGAUGAGGGUCUUGCUGGAGAGGCUGGGGCUGGUGGAGCUACAGGUCCAAGAGGAGAAAGAGGGCCUCCAGGAGAGAGAGGUGAAAUCGGGCCCAAUGGGCUGCAGGGACCUAAAGGUAGUCCAGGUGGACCAGGACCAGAUGGGCCAAAGGGUAGCAUUGGUCCAACGGGUUCUCUUGGAGAGCCAGGAGGUCCAGGACUUCAGGGAAUGCCAGGAGAGAGAGGUACACCAGGACCUUCAGGCCCGAAGGGAGAUGCAGGUGCAGUUGGAGAACCUGGGAACGAGGGCAAAGCUGGAGCUGACGGUGCACGGGGGCUUCCUGGUCCUGUUGGACCUACUGGUUCCAGUGGACCUAAUGGAGAGAAGGGUGAACCCGGCCCACCAGGACCUACAGGACGCAGAGGCACUAGAGGAACUCCUGGUUCAACAGGUGAGCAUGGUCCAACUGGUGCUGUCGGCUUCCCUGGACCUGCUGGUCCCGAUGGUCAGCCUGGAGUCAAAGGUGAAGUGGGUGAGACAGGUCUGAAGGGAGAGGGAGGAGCACCUGGACCACAGGGGAUGGCUGGGAAACCAGGAGGACAGGGACCUGUUGGUGUGACUGGACUGAAAGGUGGCAGAGGAACACAGGGCGCAACGGGUGCUCCUGGUUUCCCUGGGUUGCCAGGAGGAGUUGGACCAACUGGAGCUCUUGGUGCUGUUGGAGCAGACGGGCCAAUAGGUCUUCCAGGAAAGCCAGGAACUCCUGGUAUUGUUGGAGAGAAUGGAGCUCCAGGACGUCAAGGAGAGAGAGGACAUGCAGGUGCACCGGGUACCCCUGGAGAGAAGGGAGACUCUGGAGAGGAUGGUCCUCCGGGGCCUGAUGGGCCUCCAGGACCUGCUGGCACAGCAGGACAGCGAGGAAUCGUGGGUACGCCUGGAUCGAGAGGAGAGGCCGGCAUGCUAGGACUGCCAGGUCCUGCUGGUCCACCUGGAAAAGCUGGAGCUCCUGGAGUUCAGGGCGGCAAAGGGCCUGCUGGAGGAGUUGGAUUACCAGGAGCCACCGGGCCAAGAGGUGAUGCCGGCCCUGAGGGUAUUGCUGGAGCAGAGGGACCUCCUGGGACAGACGGCCUUGUUGGAGAAAGGGGAGACAAGGGUAAUACUGGUCCUGAGGGUCUGGCUGGAACUCCAGGGUCUCCAGGAACUGAGGGUCCUGUGGGACUGACGGGUGGUCCUGGACCAACAGGCGAAAACGGUGCCAGAGGCGUCCCUGGACCCCAAGGAGCACCUGGAGUACGGGGGAAAGUGGGCCCUCAAGGACCACAAGGAGAUAAAGGAGCACCUGGAGAACAAGGAGAAAGGGGCCAGAAGGGACACAGAGGUUUCACCGGGCUCCACGGUCUGCCAGGAAUAACUGGUGCUACAGGUGAGCCAGGAGCGACAGGUAUUGUUGGACCAGCUGGGCCAAGGGGUCCUCCAGGAGUGGUGGGUCCCCCAGGAAAGGAAGGAAACAUUGGUCAGCCCGGACCAAUGGGUGCUCCUGGAAGUAGAGGUGCCAUGGGUGACAUCGGGGCCCAGGGUCCACCUGGUGACGAUGGCCCACCCGGCCCUCCAGGCCCCCCAGGACCUCCCACCGCAGCUGUGGAAGACCUCUUUGCUGCCCCUUAUGAUUACGAUAAGGGUUUUGUGCCAGAAGCUGUGGAAUUUGUUGAGGACGAUGUAGCUGCUGAUCCUCCACCGCUUCCCGAGAUCAACAAAGAUGAAGCCCUUCCCAACAAAAACUCAGCUGUCCUCCGUGCAGACACCGGCGUCCAUGCCACACUGAAGACCCUCAGCGGACAUCUGCAAAACCUCCGCAGUCCUGAUGGUAGCCAGAUGAACCCUGCCAAAUCCUGCCAGAACAUCAAGGAGUGCUACCCUCACAAAAAGAGUGGUGAGUACUGGAUUGAUCCAAAUCAAGGAAGCACAAAGGAUGCCAUCAAGGUCUUCUGUAAUAUGGAAACUGGUGAAACCUGCAUCAAUGCCAAUCCAGCCACCAUUCCUCGCAAAGCCUGGUGGACAAAAUCCAGUCCCAGUGCUGACAAACUCAUCUGGUUUGGAGCAGACAUGAGCAGUGGAACUAAAUUCCGCUACGGAAAUGCAGAUGAGCAGCCCAACGCGGUGGCGGUUCAGCUGAAGCUGCUGCAGCUUUUGUCCAAAGAGGCACACCAGAACAUCACCUACCACUGCAAGAACAGUGUGGCUUAUAAAAAUGAGAAGAGCACCAACCUGAAGAAAGCGCUGGUCCUCAAAGGCUUCAAUGGCCAGGAGCUGAGAGCACUAGGCGUUAACCGCCUCCGAUACACUGUCAUCGAUGAUGGCUGCUCGAAGUCAAACGGAGAGUGGGGCAAGACAGUGCUUGAGUACAGGACUCAAACUUCUGCCAGGCUGCCCGUCGUGGACGUGGCCCCCAUGGACAUUGGAAAGCCUGAUCAGGAGUUCGGCCUGGACAUCGGCCCUGUGUGCUUUUCAUAAAACAACACAAGAUGGACAGAAAUCGCCCUUUUUUUUAGAGGAGUAACAUCAUCACCAGAAAUUAUAGUAAUAAAUGGACUCCUCUUUCUGUGAGCAUCGAUGAGUUCUUCUACACAUGGCUGCAUUUCCCGUAACCUGUUGAAGUACAGUGUACUUGCUGUGUGACCAGUAGGACGCUGAUGUAAUUGAUUCACCUUGUCAAUAAAUAUACAAUCUGGAGCACCAGUACUCUACAGGGAAAUGCAUGUGAGUGGAAAAUAAAGUCUGAGGUGCUAACAUGAAAUUUAUGUAUAAAAACAAAGAGUUUAGAUGGAUUGUAAACUUGCAUAAACUGGAAAAACAGCCAAUAAUAUUAAAGUUUAAAGAGAACUGAGAGCAGAUUGCAUAAGAACUAAAGCAAAUAAAAGCAUUUUCAUUUGGCUUUUUUCCAGUAAAUGCACAUCCAGAGGCCAAGAUAGGGCAAGAGUUAAUAUAGCAAUGACUGUAGUUCUUAAUUUUAAUAAAAUAAACAAUGAAAAUCAUGCUUGAACCUAAAUUAUUAAGUUCUGUGCAGGAACUCAUUUAAUCAUUCAACAGAAAAACCGUUGUAUCUCCUUUAAAACUUAAACUGUAAAUGCAACAUAUGGCUGUAAAUUGCAAAUUAUUUGUUUGUUUGUUGACUAUUGAUGUGGAAUAAAUGUCUUUCUUUGGAAUGGCUGUGCUUCUCCCACAAACCAAAGGCAGAAGAGUUGAAUAAACACAUGAAAAUGAGUUUAAAGGGGACCUAUAAUGCCUUUUUCGUAUUUUGUGUCUUUAUAGUGUUGCAGUGAAGGAUGUUCAUAUUAGAGGUACAUAUACAUGUAGAAGUAAUCCCUGUGAGCAGAAAGUGAGGGGUUCAGACUGUUCUGAAAACUUGUUGAAUGAAAUCCCUCUGAUUGGCAAUUCACCUCAGCACACAAGAAGACGACUGGAGUCAAGAGUGGGUGAGACCAAAAAAAAAAAAAAACCUGUUCCAUGAGGUACAAGUGUUAUUCUUUAGCCACUGAGCUCUUCAGCAGAAAUAUUUCAUGAUGAUUUGUGUUAUCGUUCACUGGUGCACAGUAAAUUUGCUCUGUUCUUUC